Messenger RNA from Mollisia scopiformis, 264 nucleotides. RefSeq lists its product as uncharacterized. The record is from RefSeq and is a predicted model, not a curated record. The coding region runs from base 1 to 264 and encodes 87 amino acids. NCBI's taxonomy places the organism in Eukaryota, Fungi, Ascomycota, Leotiomycetes, Helotiales, Mollisiaceae. The transcript has 4 exons.
AUGCGUCCAAGCAUCACUCUCAGAAUGCAGCCAACUACUGCUUUCAGAAUGCAACCCACUAGGAGGUUUAUGGCUAUGCCGAAAGAAGAGCAGAGCGCCCACACCAUCUCGCAACGACUACGCAACCUCCGAAAGAUUCCUCCCGAGUUGAUCCCCCUUGGAAUCGUCGUCGGCGUUGCUGUCGGAUUCGCAGGUUACUCCCUAGCCCGAAAGCUCAUUGUUGACAAGCAAAUGCGUCUCACCCGCCAAAACCGAAAAGAAUAG